AACAAUCACCUCCUCGGCAACCAAUGUUGCCCCAAAAACGGAGAGGGUGGGCUGCAACGACCGCCAGUUGGAAGACACAUCCUCCUUCCAAUCAAGGGUACAGCGGUUGUGCAGCCCAUCUGGGUCCGGACCGCCCGCUCUCCGAGGCCCAGUCAACACCGUUCUUUUGACUUUCGCAAAUAUGCAUUUUCUGAGAGAAAAAUCAGGAAUAGCGAUCCCUAAAGAGUUGUUUCUCAACGAAGUGCCGACACUAAGACUGCUUCAUAGAAGUCAGUCGCCACGGCGGCAGGAUUUCACGCAAGUACGUGACAGGUUUCAGCCACAAGGCAAGCUUCAACCCGUGACAAUGGCCUCUCAAGCUGAGCUGGGUUCUGCCAUGCCGGCGCUUCGAGUCAACAGAUGUUCAUUAUAUACCAACCGAGGUCGAUGUUCAGAGGUGCUCAAACCUGUCUCCCCGGUCUCCGGGGAGGUUCUCGAAUCUAGAAGUUGUACACAAUCUGUGCGUGCCGUGAACAAAAGGUCGCAGUACCCUGCAGGCGUACGGUUCCUGCCGACACACGGGGUAUUAGUACAAUGUGCACCACGGACACCAGCGAAAUUCGACACAUUCCGAAUCGAGAACCGGUCUGGGCGCGGGGUAUGUGAGACCAAAGGCAUGUCCUGCAAAUCAAACUUCUUGGGGAAUGUGAGUGGCGCUUAUUGGGUGUACCCGUUUACCAAUGGCCAUCAAUUCAUAUACGUGGUGCGGUACAAAGUCGAACCGCUUCUCAUCCUUCGGUUCGAAAAGUUCAAGUUGACUUGAAGGUUUUGGAGCCUGGCCACUUUCGUCGAGACCAUGCUCCCUCCAAAAUCCGGCCGGUGUGACCCUUUCCCGCCACUUCAAUCAUGC
Messenger RNA from Canariomyces notabilis, 889 nucleotides. RefSeq lists its product as uncharacterized. Lineage: Eukaryota; Fungi; Ascomycota; Sordariomycetes; Sordariales; Chaetomiaceae. The record is from RefSeq and is a predicted model, not a curated record. The transcript has a single exon. The coding region runs from base 182 to 802 and encodes 206 amino acids.